This is a messenger RNA of Rubroshorea leprosula, 664 nucleotides long. The record is from the annotation of a GenBank genome assembly. Lineage: Eukaryota; Viridiplantae; Streptophyta; Magnoliopsida; Malvales; Dipterocarpaceae.
ACUAAUGACUUUAUUAAAUAUUAAAAAAUCAAAACGCAAAACAAAAACUGAAAAACUGGGAAAAACUGAAAGUUAAACAAGAAGGGAAUGGGUUUAAGAUUGAGUAAUGUUGAGGAACUUACCAUGGCUACCAUGAAGAAAUUAACUCAAGGAAUGGCUGAGCACAAAUAAACAAUGGCCACCGCUAAGGCUGAUGAAGCGAAGGAUAAGAUUGUUAGUGAAGUCUCAAAAAUUCAAAAACAAAACACCAGAACUGAGUUGCGCACCUGCAAUAACAUUUUAGCUAUGACAAAGCCUUUACAUUCAAAGUCACCUUCCUUUAUUGGGGAUAAGAGUGUAAAUCUUUCUUGGAAAGAAGCUACAAAACCCACUGCAGCCUCUAAUGCAACGACAACUAGAGUGAAACGACCUGCAAAUGCUGGUAAUGGAUUUGGUAACAUGGCUUUAAAGAAGGGCCGUGGAGCUGAUGGUUUGGAAAAUCAUCUUGUUAAUAGAGCACUGCAAGGUAUAUCUUACGGUGGGAGGACAGGUGCAAUAGGCAGAGGCAGAGGCAGGGGCAGGGGCAGGGGCAGGGGAUGGGGAGGACGUGGGAGAGGAAGAGGCUACCGGUAAAUGGAAACUUGAAGCUUAUCCCCCUCCAGAAGUAUAAAUAACCAUCAUAAUU